AUGACUGACAGGGCAACUAGUACUCCUCAAACAAGCUUCUUGUGCCGGCCUGUGCCCAACAACUCAUGGUUCUGCUCAGCCUUGGUCGCGCAGUACAUGUCGGAUGAGGGAAGUGCGGGAGAUUCUAGACAAGUUCUCAUCAACCAGGUGAAAAGCCACCAGAAAGCUUCCGCUGCGUUCCAAAAAGCAUGGCAUGCGUACUGCGAUGAGCAUGGGGACGGCAUCUAUGAUCCGGCAAGGCACAAGAUCCAACUGCUGGAGGAGUUUUUGAAGACGGCUGCAUCGAAGACUGCAGGCUCCAAGCGCAAAAAGAAACAGGCAUCGGUCUCAGAAUCUGCCACAAGUCGCAGCCGCAGCAGAACGAGAAGACGACGAAGACAUGCAAAAGGCAGGCGUCGAGCACACGGACGCAGGCACAGGCGAGAACGUCGACGAAGAGACCAUCGAGGGCGAAGACGCCGCAAAGGACGCAGAAAGAGGUCGCGGUCGCGGUCACAAAGCUCUGGAAGUUCUGCGAUGUCUGGCCUUCCUUCGCGUGCGACAGCAAUCAAGGGAGCAGAGCGGGCUGUGGCGUCUGCGGCCGAAGCGCUGAAUCGAUUGAAAGCCAAUCCGGAUGCAGCCAUCGAUGAACCGGCAUUGCAAGGAAAGCAGAAGGAAGAGAUGGACGUGGCCCUUCGAGCUCUCCAAAGUGAAGCUGAUUCAGAGCUGGAGGCACAGUUACAGGAAGUGAAAGACAGGCUGGCUCGAGAGAAGGCCUCGCGCUUGGUGGAAGCGGAGGAGAAAUUGGAGCAGGCCAUCGCCGAGCGCCUGAAAGAGGCCGAAGACAAACUUCGACAAGAGGCCCAAGGAAGACUCGAUGGUGCCAAAAAGCUGGCAGAGGCAAAGCUCGAAGCGAUCAUGGCAGAGGCUCGACCAAAGAUUGAGGCCUCCUGGGCAGACCAGCUCCAGGACUUGGAGGCGAAGGCAACGGCGGCCCGUGCAGCAGCUGGCGUCAGCAAGAAGAAAUAG
Messenger RNA from Symbiodinium sp. CCMP2592, 1008 nucleotides. NCBI's taxonomy places the organism in Eukaryota, Dinophyceae, Suessiales, Symbiodiniaceae. The record is from the annotation of a GenBank genome assembly.